Molecule: messenger RNA, 342 nt
Organism: Fraxinus pennsylvanica
Lineage: Eukaryota; Viridiplantae; Streptophyta; Magnoliopsida; Lamiales; Oleaceae
Source: the annotation of a GenBank genome assembly
AUGAAAGGUUCUGUUGUUUGCUUCGUACUUCUCCUCCUUCCAUUAGUCAUGCAUGCAAGGCACAUUGGCAAGCUACACUCUCAUAAUGGGUCUAGCAAGAAGGAAGCAAGUGUGAAACCUGAAUUGUACGUGGAUCACAAAAGGGCGCCAUUGAUGCAUACAAAAGCUGAUACGCUCCAGAUAGCAGGGUCGAGAUUACCAGAUUGCUCGCAUGCAUGUGGAUCGUGCACACCGUGUCGAUUGGUUAUGGUUAGCUUUGUCUGCUCAUCGCUUGAAGAAGCCGAGACAUGUCCAAUGGCCUACAAAUGCAUGUGUCAUAACAAGUCCUAUCCAGUUCCGUAG